Messenger RNA from Helicoverpa armigera (cotton bollworm), 1594 nucleotides. RefSeq lists its product as uncharacterized. NCBI's taxonomy places the organism in Eukaryota, Metazoa, Arthropoda, Insecta, Lepidoptera, Noctuidae. The transcript is spliced from 4 exons. The record is from RefSeq and is a predicted model, not a curated record. The coding region runs from base 179 to 1549 and encodes 456 amino acids.
ACUCAGAUGUCAAAUGUCCACCAUAUUACUAGUCUAUGGUGCAAUAAGAACCUCCUAUUUGUUUGUUUUUGUAAUGAGAAAACAAUUUUUCAUCUUUCUAAAAUCCGUGAUUAUGACUUGAAAUGUCCAAUUUUUCUAUAUUUUCGUCUGCCUAAAGUAAUAUUCUGACCAAGCCAUCAUGUCUCAGUUAUGCUCAACAUGCCUGAGCAUCGAUCGGAAAUUGAUUCCAGUGACCAAAAUACGCAACAAAUCUAUCUUUCUAGAGUGGUUUGGAAAAAUAAAAUUGAAUAACCUCAAAGUAUGUUGGGAAUGCAGGGCGAUGUUUGCCAAAAUAUAUCAUUUCAAAAAUCAAGUGUUUAUCGCUGAAAAAAUCAGUUUUCAGAUAGCCCAUAAGAAGCUAAGGGAUAUAAUAUCCUUAACAAAUUUGAGUACAUACACUAAAAAAACUUACGACAAAGUCUUUAAUUACGAUUCAGAGGACUCAAUUGAUUUAACCAAAGAUGAUGCUAAUAACAACAACACAAGAAUUGUCAUAAUAGACGAAAAUCCCAAAUCUAAAUCUGUGAAAGAAGACACUAAAACAAAAGACAAAAUAAACAACAAUAACAAUAAUGAUUCGAAGAACAAAAACAAGAGGAAGUAUGAAAGUAGUUCUGCUGACCGACAAACUGUCAAAAAGGCGAAAGAAGACACAGAAAGCAAAGCCAAUAUUGGCCCAAAUGUGACUAAACAAGAUUCACAAAGUCCCUCUGACGGACAAUUCACCAAAAGGGUAAGACAUUACUCAGAAAGCAAAGCCAACGUUGGUUCAAAUGUGGCCAAACCAGAUGCAGAAAAUCCCAGUGAUGGAAAAACUACCAAAAGGGUGAGACAGGACUCAGAAAGCAAAGCUAACGUUGGCUCAAAUGUGGCUAAACAUGAUACCCAAAGUCCCUGUGACGUACAAACCAUAAAAAGGGUAAGAAAGAGCUCAGAAAGCAAAGCCAAUAUUGGCACAAAUGCGGCUAAACAAGAUACAGAAAGUCCCACUGACGGACUAACCACCAAAAGGGUAAGACAGGACUCAGAAAGUCCCUGUGACGGACAAUCCACUAAAAAGGCUAAGACAGACACAGAAAGCAACAUUGGCCCAAAUGAUGGCGCCAAAGAAUCAUCUGAAACUGAAGACAAAAAAUCUAAUGAGAAGAAAUACACAGUACUACGUUUGACUGAAGAGAAAAUGCUUGAAGCUAGAGAAAAAGAAAGGGAUGCCCCUAGGUAUAAGAGUCGCCCUUAUAAGUGCGAAAAAUGUAUCCUAGGAUACACGGACAAGAAACAACUUAAUAAACAUAUUUUUGAUAAACAUACUGAUUUCCCCGGCCAACUAGUGUGCCCAAUAUGCGACGUCCGCUUCAGCCGGCAAGACUUCUUCGAGUUCCACCACUCCGCUCACUACCGCGGCUACAGAUGCAAGUUGUGCAUGUUCGAGGAGCAUCGGCGCUUCCUCAUCGACGCGCACGUGGCGAAGCACGACCACGCCGAUGUGCCCAGAGUCUAUGUCGACGGGUGAGUACUACAUGUGAGCCGACUGACCACAAUAGCUGUGACACUAGUG